AUGAAAUUCUGCUGCUUCAUCACUUCUAUAAUAUUCUUAGCGAUUGCAGGAUUUUCCUUCUCCUUGUCGACCGAAGAUCAACAAAACCUUAUCAACCAUCUAAAUGAUUUCCGUUCCAAGUUUGCUGCAUCUGCUCAGAUCUCUAACAUGUACCAAUUAGAAUACAACAAAAUCCGUGAGAACGAAGCCAAGAACUACUCGAAAUCCUGCCCCUUCCCUGACGACCUGAAAGACCAACCCCACUAUGCAGUACUCGAUAAAAAAUAUGUGAAGAACUUCCUGAAAUAUUCUCAAAAUCAUGGAAAGGAAAUCAAUGGAACCGACAAGUUUUUCGGUGCGGAGGACUAUUUUUCAUACGUUCUCCGACCACUUUACAUGGAAGUCGGAUGUGCAGAACUACCCAAGCCAUGCAAACUAGAAGCGAAGGCAGGUGGAAUUCAGAAUAUCACAGUGAAGACACUUUGUAUAUUUGGGCCAUAUAUGGAGCCUGCAGAUUUGGAUAGACUCUACGGGAAGCCUGGAUCUGGUUGUGUGUAUGGAAAGGCGGAGAAUGGGUUGUGUAAGAAGGCGAUUGUUUUGGAGGCUACGGAAGAAUAA
This is a messenger RNA of Caenorhabditis remanei, 597 nucleotides long. RefSeq lists its product as uncharacterized. The record is from RefSeq and is a predicted model, not a curated record. The transcript has 4 exons. Bases 1 to 597 code for a protein of 198 amino acids. NCBI's taxonomy places the organism in Eukaryota, Metazoa, Nematoda, Chromadorea, Rhabditida, Rhabditidae.